AUGGCUGCCCCUGGCAAGAAAAUCGCGUGCGUUGUGGGUGCUACCGGAAAUCAAGGAGGUUCCGUCGCCCGCCGCUUCCUCGAGGCCGGCUUUCACGUCAAGGCCCUCACCCGCAACACCACCUCGGCGGCGGCCACCAAGCUCGCCGAGCAGGGCGCCGAGCUUGUCUCUGUCGAUCUGGGAGAUGUCGAGACGCUGAAGCCCGCAUUCGCGGGAGCCAACGUCAUCUUCAGCGUCACCAACUACUGGGAGCCCUUCUUCCGUCCCGAUUGCCGCGCCGCCGCCGAACAGCAAGGCGUGUCCUGUCGCGAGUACGCCGGGGAGGUUGAGCGCCUGCAGGGCAGAAACAUUUCGGAUGCCGCCGCCUCGACUGUCGCGUCGCUCGACUCCAAUGGCUUCCUGGCGUCGACCUUGAGCCACGCGGAGAGGUGCAGCGGCGGCAAGUUCAAGGACCUCUAUCACUUUGACGCAAAGGCAGACAUCUUUCCGACAUAUGUCCAGGAGAAGUAUCCCGAGCUCGCAGCGAAGAUGUCGUGCAUCCAGACGGGCUUCUUUUACACGAGUUUCAACAUCUUGCCAAACUCGUACUUUGGAAAGCAAGCCGACGGCAGCGUAGAGAUGGCCUUCCCGACUUCGCCAAGCAAGGCCGUUCCGCAUUUUGACCCUGUCGGCGACAUGGGCAACUUUGCCUACGCCGUGUAUCAAAUGCCGGCAGGCAAGGCGUACAUGGCCGCCGGAACGAUCAGUACCUGGCCCGAGUUCCUCGCAGCCUGGAGCAAAGUCUCGGGCUAUCCUGUGAAAUACAGAGAGAUCACGACGGAUGAAAUGGUCUCCGCGACUCCGGAUAGGGAGUGUGGAAUCGAGGUGGCGGCCAUGUUUGCAUACUCGUCCGACCCAGGUUACGACGGUGCCAUGGACCUGCUCACGGCCCAAGACAUACGCAAGGCUGGAAUUGAGUGCCCGAUGACGACCUGGCCAGAAUGGGCGGCCAGACAAGACUGGAAGGCCAUCAUGGAGCGCUUGGGGUAG
This is a messenger RNA of Purpureocillium lilacinum, 1029 nucleotides long. RefSeq lists its product as uncharacterized. Gene Ontology annotation, cellular component: nucleus. NCBI's taxonomy places the organism in Eukaryota, Fungi, Ascomycota, Sordariomycetes, Hypocreales, Ophiocordycipitaceae. The record is from RefSeq and is a predicted model, not a curated record.